AUGGCCAUUCCCAUAAGAGUAGCGGCUUGUCAUGUGUCGUCUAUUUUCCUAUCAGCUAAGAAGACAACCCAAAAGGCCAUUGGACUGAUUGAACAAGCCGCGGCACGGAGAGCCAACCUGGUCGUCUUCCCCGAGACAUUCAUACCUGCAUUUCCUGUGUGGAGUGCUAUUCGUCCUCCAACUGCCAAUCAUGACCUUUUUAAGCGCAUGGCGACGGAGUCGAUAUAUGCUAAUGGAGAGGAGAUUCAGGAUAUAUGCACAGCUGCAAAGGAGUUCAACGUCAUGGUGAGCCUUGGCUUUUCAGAAAAGGUUGACUUUAGUAGUGCCACGCUAUUCAACUCCAAUCUCUUCAUUAGCAGCCAGGGUGAGCCUCUUAUUCAUCAUCGGAAGUUGGUACCGACCUUUUUUGAGAAACUCACCUGGGCCCCAGGCGAUGGUCAUGGUCUACGAGUUGCGGAAACACCGUUUGGAAAAAUUGGCAACCUCAUCUGUGGCGAGAACACAAACCCGCUCGCCAGAUACGCCCUCAUGGCCCAAGGCGAACAAAUUCACAUAUCGACGUGGCCAGCGAUAUGGCCCACCCGGCUUGAGCUCUCACAAGAUGUGAAGGAUGUGACGGGUCCAACUACAUCGUGCAGCGCAAACUAUGACAACGUUGCAGCCAAUCGAACCCGUGCUGCUGGCCAUUGUUUUGAGGCUAAAUGUUUUGGUGUCCUCUGCUGUGGCGUGCUAGGAAAAGAUGCGAUUGAGGAAAUUUCCGGCGGCUCAUCGCAUUUGAGAAAUGUAUUGGAGCACUCCCAGCGCGGCGCUACCAUGUUUUUGGACCCUACAGGAGCGCAGUUGCCAGGCUUUACCGUCAACGAUGAGACACAGAUCCAAGAACCUGCUCCUUUUUUGCAGGAUGUUGAGGGAAUCUUAUACGCAGACAUGAACGUGGAGGACUGCAUUGAAGGAAAACAAUACCAUGACAUUGUGGGCGGCUACCAACGACUAGAUGUGUUUGACUUUAAGGUCAAUAGGGCACGCCCAUGUCCAGCUACGUUUGUGAGCCAAAACGAUACAAAUUCGAUUCAAGAUUAA
Molecule: messenger RNA, 1080 nt
Organism: Metarhizium acridum CQMa 102
Lineage: Eukaryota; Fungi; Ascomycota; Sordariomycetes; Hypocreales; Clavicipitaceae
Molecular function (GO): catalytic activity
Source: RefSeq, a predicted model, not a curated record